CUUCGCGGCAUCAUCAUCGGCGCCAGUAAUUUUGCACUACCUCGCUAUCAAAGCCCGAUAUUAUUGCCGGUCAUCGUCGGCUUCUAAUCAUGGUUCUUCUUGACCUCAGCUUCGGCCGUCGUUUGUACACUACCCAUCAUGUAUUAAGACCUGCUUCGCUCUCAUCUCUGUUUUAUGUGCACUAUCAUCAUUGUCCCAUUCACUGGUCUUGAUAUCUAUUUUUAUUUACCCCCAGCUUCUCAUUCCUCUUUUCAGGACUUAUCCAUACCCUCGGCUUAGGCUACGGAGAUCAUGGAGAAGUACGAUGUUGUGAUAAUAGGCGCCGGGCCAGUAGGCUUGGCCUUCUCAACCUGUCUUGCAAGAUGGGGGUACCGAAUAAGACACAUCGACAACCGACCAGAGCCUACCCUAACCGGACGUGCAGAUGGCAUUCAACCCCGAUCCCUGGACCUUCUCCGCAACAUGGGACUCAAGCGUAAGAUCAUGGCACACGACCCCGCCAAAGUGUACGAGGUAGCAUUCUGGGAUCCAAACCCCAAGGGUAUUCACCGGACGGGCACGUGGGCGUCCUGUCCCAAAUUCAUCGACGCCAGAUACCCGUUUACUACACUCCUGCACCAGGGGUUGAUUGAGAGGGUGUUUAUUGAGGAUAUCGAAAAAAAUGGGGUCCAGAUCCGGAGACCAUGGACAAUUACUGGGUUUAAGAACGACGGGAAAGAUCCCAGUUACCCGGUUGAGGUGAGCUUGGCGCACGUGGACGGGACAUCGAGGGAGACUGUGAGAGCCAAGUAUCUGUUUAGUGGCGAGGGCGCGAGGAGCUUUGUUAGAGAUCAGCUGGGAAUAAAGAUUCAUCACAAAGAUCCGAUUGCCCAUGUGUGGGGAGUCAUGGAUGGUGUCGUCCGGACAAAUUUCCCUGACAUCAAGAUGAAAUGCACUAUCCAUUCAGACGCAGGUUCCGUCAUGGUCAUUCCGAGAGAAAACAACAUGGUUCGACUGUACAUACAACUCGCCUCCUCCACAGAUCCGGACUGGAAUCCCCGCAAAACCGCCACAGAAGAAGACGUUCAGAACCACGCAAAAGAGAUCCUCAAGCCCUACACCAUAUCUUGGGACCGUGUAGAAUGGUACUCAGUCUACCCAAUCGGCCAAGGCAUUGCUGAGCGGUAUACACUCGACGAACGCGUCUUCAUGGGUGGCGAUGUCUGCCACACCCAUUCGCCCAAAGCGGGACAAGGUAUGAACACAGCAUUCCUUGAUGCCGUUAACCUCGCCUGGAAGAUCCACCAUGUCGAAUCAGGCUUCUCACCGCGCUCGAUGCUAUCGACCUACGAACCUGAACGUAAGCUCAUCGCCGAGAACCUGCUCGACUUCGACGCCAAAUAUGCAAAGCUCUUCUCCACACGCAUCCCUUCUGCGGGGGAAGUAGCAGGAGCCGCAAGCAACGAACCCGAGGAAAACGAGUUUGUCAAGACAUUCAAAGCCAGCUGCGAAUUCACAUCCGGAUACGGCGUCGCCUACAAUCCCAACAUCAUAAAUUGGGGUCCCGGACACCCAGCCCAACAUCCACUCUUCCUCUCUUACCAAAAAGGCACAAACCUUCGCACAGGCCGAAUCCUCACUCCCGCUACCGUAACCCGCGUCGUUGACGCUAACGUCGUGCAUCUCGAACAGGAAAUCCCACUCAACGGCUCCUACCGAAUGUACAUUUUUGCAGGCUUGCCUAAACAGACGACGACCGCUGUGAAAGAUCUCGCAACAUACAUGGCCAACCCGACUUCCUUCUAUAGCAUCUUCGCACACAAAGACAGUUCUAAGGACCGGUACCACGAGCGAGAUAACCCACACUCAGACUUCCUGUCCCUUUGCACCAUAUUCAAUGCCCCGAGGCCGCAAAUCUUCAUUGCCGAAAUGCUGCCUGCGGCCCUUGCAUGCUACAGAGACCAUGUCUACGCAGAUGAUGUAUGGGAUCAACGAGUCCCUAAUGCCAAGGCGGCAGCGCAUACUAAGAUGGGAUUGGAUGAGUCCACAGGUGGUGUUGUUGUCGUGCGACCGGAUGGAUAUGUAGGGUGUGUGGUUAAGCUUGUGGAAGGGAGAGGAACGUGUGAGGCGCUAGAUCAAUAUUUCAGUGUGUUGACGGGGAAGAAGCUGGGGGAGGAACGGGCAGCGCUGUAAGAGUGAUGGUUUGAUAUAUACUCAAAUGAUGACCCUGCAGAUGUAUGAAGAUUGGGGAUUAGUUGCUACAUUGCUUGCAUAGCGAGACGCGUUCUGGUGCUUGCUCUUCUUCAUCCUUUUGUUUCAUCCUUGGGUUGGAAGUUGAGGGAGGGGGAAGUCAUAUAUCCAUGCGCUGGUAGAAUGUUGACUCUGCUAAAUGAU
Lindgomyces ingoldianus is the source of this 2373-nucleotide messenger RNA. RefSeq lists its product as uncharacterized. NCBI's taxonomy places the organism in Eukaryota, Fungi, Ascomycota, Dothideomycetes, Pleosporales, Lindgomycetaceae. Gene Ontology annotation, molecular function: FAD binding. The coding region runs from base 292 to 2172 and encodes 626 amino acids. The record is from RefSeq and is a predicted model, not a curated record. The transcript is spliced from 2 exons.